AUGUCGACUUCUGACCAUCCCGAAACAGAUGUUCAGACGGAACGCGUCAACCGCGUUCUCGAAGAGAUUCUUCGAGGGUACGUCCACUCGUUUACGAGCUGGAGUGAGUUCUUGCCGAUGGCGGAAUUCGCCAUCAACAACUCGGUGCAUGCGUCGACAACGCAUACACCGUUCUUCGUGAAUGCCUACGCCAUCCACGUUUACCCGCCUUCUUCGAGUGUGACUCUAUUUUAA
Messenger RNA from Peronospora matthiolae, 234 nucleotides. The record is from the annotation of a GenBank genome assembly. NCBI's taxonomy places the organism in Eukaryota, Oomycota, Peronosporomycetes, Peronosporales, Peronosporaceae.